Syngnathoides biaculeatus (alligator pipefish) is the source of this 3170-nucleotide messenger RNA. RefSeq names its product inositol-tetrakisphosphate 1-kinase b (gene itpk1b). Gene Ontology annotation, molecular function: inositol-1,3,4-trisphosphate 6-kinase activity; magnesium ion binding; inositol-3,4,5,6-tetrakisphosphate 1-kinase activity. The record is from RefSeq and is a predicted model, not a curated record. Gene Ontology annotation, biological process: inositol trisphosphate metabolic process. The coding region runs from base 365 to 1540 and encodes 391 amino acids. Gene Ontology annotation, cellular component: cytoplasm. NCBI's taxonomy places the organism in Eukaryota, Metazoa, Chordata, Actinopteri, Syngnathiformes, Syngnathidae. The transcript has 11 exons.
CGAGAAACGAAAGAGGAAUUGGCUAUUUCCGAGUAGUACUUGGAGGCAGCAGCAGCCUCCAGGAUCCUGGGUGUGUGCACUCAGUCAGUCAGUCAGCACAGGCAGGCGGAGAAAACACCAGCAGCCACAUCGCAACGGGAGUCCAGCAGCGCCUGUCAACUGUCACCUUGCCUGGAAACUUCUCCCCUUUGCUCCAUCUGCUGGGCCGAGAAUGGGAAACUACCCGAGCUAGUUCUCGAAGAGGACCUGCAUUCAGGGGCGGACUGCCCAAAAAGUGCCAGAUCGUUCCCUCAUCCAGUCAAGCAGCCAGUGAGUCAGUCCCAUCCUUCACGUCCAGGGAGGGGAUCCAGGAGCCUCUGUGGAGAUGCAGACCUUUCUAAAAGGCCGGAGAGUCGGCUACUGGCUCAGCGAGAAGAAGAUGAAGAAACUGAAUUUUCACGCUUUUGCGGAUUUGUGCAGGAAAAGAGGGAUAGAGGUCAUUCAGUUGGACCUCAGCCAGCCUCUGGAAGAGCAGGGUCCCCUGGACGUCAUCAUCCACAAACUGACGGACCUCAUCCUGGAGGCAGACCAGAAUGAUUCUCUGGCUGUGCUGCUAGUGCAACGAGUACAGGACUACAUCGAUGCCCACCCCGAGACCAUCGUCCUCGAUCCCCUCCCAGCUAUCAGAACUCUGCUGGACCGCUGCAAAUCUUACCAGCUCAUCCACAGGAUAGAAAGCUGUAUGCAAGACCAGAGGAUUUGCUCUCCUCCGUUUAUGGUGCUCAACACCGAGUGCACCCCGGACGUGCUCGAGCAGAUCAGGAAGCACGGACUCACCUUCCCGUUCAUUUGUAAAACUCGAGUGGCUCAUGGAACCAACUCCCAUGAGAUGGCCAUUAUCUUCAGCGAGGAUGACUUGAAGGACGUGAAGCCCCCCUGCGUCAUCCAGAGCUUCAUCAACCACAACGCGGUACUCUACAAGGUCUUCGUUGUGGGGGACUCGUACACGGUGGUGGAGAGGCCCUCCCUCAAGAAUUUCCCUGCCGGACCUGCAGACAGGAAAGCCAUUUUCUUCAACAGCCACAACGUUUCCAAGCCGGAGUCGUCUUCAGACUUGAACUCGAGGGAGAACGUCGAGGGCGUUUCUCAGCCUCCCAGCGACGACGUCAUCCGAGAACUGUCCAGGUCCUUGCGUCAGGCGCUGGGCGUGUCCUUGUUCGGUAUCGACGUCAUCAUCAACAACCAAACCGGCCAACACGCCGUCAUCGACGUCAAUGCCUUCCCGGGUUACGAGGGCGUCCCCGAGUUCUUCAGCGACCUGCUCAACCACAUCAGCGGCGUGCUGCAGAGUCACGUCGGGCCCUCGGACCCGGCCCCCGCCAACGAGCCUCCCAAAGGCGUGAGCGCCCCCGCGGCCGCCGCCACCCCACCGUGGAUCGUGGAGGGUGACGCGGGACUGAAGGGCGGGCGUCAUCAGCGGCUGGGCUGCAGCUCGCCCAUGUCGCCCAACUUUCAGCAGCACUGCGUGUCAGCUCUAGCCACCAAGGCCUCCUCCCAGUGACUCUGCCCCCCCCCCCACACCACCACCCCUCGCUGGAAAAACACAUCACCACGGUGACAAUAACAAUGAAUAGUAUAAUAAUUAAUGAUAUCUAAUCACAACCUUUUACCGUGUAGUUCUUGCAAAUGAUGAUGAUGAUGAUUGGGUGUAAAGCUUUUUUUUUUUUUUCCUCUGCCCCCCCCCCACUCUCUCUCUUCGGCUUUUACUUUUUUGUAUUGUUGUUUUUUGUCCAAUGAGACUUUAACAGUACUGUAAUGUGAACCUUUUUGGGAAGUCAUUUGUAUUCUUCGCUGCAGUGACGCCUGGCUCGGCAUUUUCGGACUGGGGAAAGGUGUGCCCCCUGAUGUGCAAUGUGUGACGCCCUCUGCGUGCGAGUGCGUGUGCGAGUGUGUGUGUGUGUGUGUGUGUGCGCGCGUGUGUGUCGAACACCACUGACUCCUCUGUGAGGGGAGGGAGCAUGCGUUUGAACCAAGAGAUAAGCUGUCGACUUUCUGAGUGCCAUCGUUAUUUUCGAUUUGAGGUGAAGAACUGAGAAGGAAAUCUCCAAGGGAGCGCAGGAAGACAUUCCGUUUCUUUUUCUUUUUUAUUUCUGCACAAUGAACUCCACCGCCAGGAUUCCAUUGUGAGAGUUCCUCACAUAACAUCAAAGCGUCAGUUGCCUUUUCUUUUUUUUUUUUUUGGUUUCCUUUUAUGCUCACUGCUCUCCUGUGGACCCAUUCGCUGCAUUCUGAGUAAUUUAUUCCACUGAUUGUUUUAGAUCAAAUGUUUUUGAUUUGCCAGCUGUCAACAGUUUAAAGGAGAUCAUUAAGUAAGUUUUCAAAUUGUGAGUUAAUUGGGCAGUUUGCUUUAAUCAGACUCCCACACACGAGUCUUUAAACACGCAGUUGAAUGGGAAUCCACCCAAUCAGCUGUGACUGAAGAGCAAGUGUGGGAAAUGAGAUUUUUUUUUUUUUAAUUCCAAUGUUUUUUUCUUUUUGAAAUGUAUUAAAUGGGAUUUUAUGGGGAGAAUGUUUUUAUAUAAAUGAUGGCUUAUUUACUAGAAGACUAGUCAGAAAUUUGUAAAAAGAAAAAUAAUCAGAGAACAAAAGUGAUGUUAAAAGGGAUAGAUGAGUGCAAAACCCUGAGUUUUGUCUUCAUCCAGUACAGCAGCAUUGGUGAGCAAUCAACAAAGAGUGGGUAAAGUCUGCCUUUCACCCCAAGUCAGCCGGGAUAGACCUGAACAGAAAAAGGGAUCUCGAAAAUGGAUGUCGUACGGCUUUGGAGGACCCCCAAAUGGAAACAGGGUGCCUGCAUUUGCUGUAGUCGCAUCAUCUCACCAGCAAUCGACUUCCAUUUAAGGCAAAGCUCAAAGGCGGCAGACGUAGGGAAAUUGAACGUUUUGUUCUGUCAGGCUCGGACGAGGCUCGUGAAUCCUACCCGUGGUCACGUGUACCCCCAGUGGCAUCGGUAAGCCCGCUUUCCACCUUGAAAAUGUUUACUCCUUGGGUGUUGUGUACAUUACGUGUAUCUACGCCUGAGCUUGCUUACGUAAAGUACGUUGUUUGGUAUGAAUUGUGUCAUGAAAGUGUUUUUUUUUUUUUUUUUAAAUCAGUCAACACACGGAGGUGAAAUAAAAGUGGAAAUUUCUUGG